AUGGCCUCACCACAUCCCGGUGACGACGACUGCAGUCUGUCCGAUUCCACCUACGAGAUUAUUCCCCGCGACAGCACAGACGAAGGCAGCCUGGAUGGCCACACAGACUCCAUAUCUGAGUCUUUCUCUGAGCUCGACAGGUAUCCAAAUGUCGAAGAGGUCCAGGUUCUCCCACAUGGUUUGGACGCCAUGAGCAACAGUGUAGGAAGUGCCUUUGAAUCUGACUCUGAGCCCGAUGACGACGCCUCUCCUGAAGACGCCCCCCUCUCCGGGCAGGAGGAGCGCGCUGCCCACUCCUAUCACGAUGCAGACGAAUUAUUACGCAGCUCUUUCACCCAAGCCUCUAUCCCCCGGCCGUUUCCACCAACAUCGACGGGCUCCAUCGAAUUCAGUGAGCCAGAGGAUGUUGACGUACACAUCGACAAGAUUUCUGUGAAGCAUACCAUCAGGGAGUUCACUGAAGAGGAGGCUACACAUCUUCUUCACAGCCUGGAUUUGACUGACGUACCUAAUCGCCUUUGCGCCACUAUCCGGCAGACGAUGUCCCAGAGGUGUCUGUCAACCCACGAGGCGUUUCGGGUUUUGUAUCUCGGCAACGAGAGCAUGAAGGGCGAGAUAAUACUCAAGAUUUCUCGUGCCAUCACUUGCUCGUCGUCGGUCGACUACAACGAGAACAAGGUGCUCCGCAGAAAUACCGAGGGCGUCUACAACAUAGUGCCUGUGACAUUCGGUGCUGUCAAGGACCGGGACGUCGAGCUUAUGGAGGCGUCGGCCUUCCAAAUCAAAGUCGACACCUGUGUUGAUGCAGACAAGAUCCCUAUUGAGGGAGCCUUCUUCAGUGACGACAUCGUUUACUCUCUAACAGUCGACGGAGGCAAUGGCGGCAAGAAGUACAAGUCAGUCCCUGCUGGUGGCCCAGAGGGAGCUCAAGUCCAGCCCGCAUGGAGCCUCCCUCACGUGGCUGUGAUCUACUGCUGCGAUUUUGAUGAUGCGGAGAUGAGAAGCACUCAGCAGGUGACUUGGGAGUUCUGCAAACGCCAUGCCAUUCCCUGUCUCUACAUUUCAGACCACUCGGCUUUGGUGAGCCCUGUCGUAGGACGGUGGCGGAACUAUACAAACGAGCACGCUGUUCACCUCUCACUCGAGUCCAGAGAGGCCAAAUCCAGGGAAUCGGGCUGGUCUGAGCAAAGGUUCCCCAUUGAUUUGACCUCAUUCCUUAAUAUCGACAACCGCCAGAUGAAUCAGAACCUCGCCUACUUGACAGGUCUUCAAGAGCCACCUGCGGUCGCUGAUGAGAAGGUGCAAAGUACCGCCUCCCUGGGCAGUGGUCAAAGAGACAUACCAGACCAGGAAUCGAAGGAAUGGAAGGCUUAUGCCGAAAAGUUCUUGGAGCCUUACCUCCAGCUCAUGGAGGACUAUCGCUACUUCUCCCUCCUCUGCUCCGUGGCUCUGCUCCUGCUGGUUGCUGUAUCUGCCUGGCUCAUCAAUGUCAUCACUCCUACUCCGAUCAGCAACCCAGCUGGAUACUCGGGGGUGAAUGUCCUUCUAGAAACACCAGCAGGAAUAACAACAGCAACUGCAACAGUCACUGUCAGCCACACUUCGACGAAAACCGUCAAGCUUGCGACUGCGGAGACACCUGCCUUCGGCGGACUACUCUCUGACUUAGCUUAUACUGUGAGCUCAGAGCCCGGCCCGAAGGACAGCGUCUGCACUGUCGAGAUGUACAGCGGGAACGAGAUCCUUCUCAAACUCCCAUCUGGAACCAAGACAUCGUGGUUGGCCAAGGGCGCAAUCGAGGUCGAUGUCUUCCGCGGCAACAGCCCUGUCAAGUCGAGACUGUCUAGUAUCGACGAAGGCAUCCUUGUUGAAAUCAAUUCGAAGGAUGCUUACGGUGUAGUCAAUGUGUCUGUCGUCACCACGCGGAAACCCAAGAUCAACGAGACGUUUGCCAUUGACUUUGGGACUUCAACCUUGCUUGGGGUCUUGGAAGCAGCAAAGGUCACCCUCGAGGAAGUGGCUCAGAUGCUUUCUGACAAGGCGAACGAUGCAGCCAAUCUGAUUGAAGUCAACUAUGCCUCAUCCUUCGCCUCAACAGAGGAGAGUGUUAGGAACGAGGUAACGUCCUGGUGGGAGGCGAUCAAAGACACCGGCCACGCUGCACGUACCUUCUCUUCUGGAAAGGCCGGGGAGACGUUCGAUCGGGUCAAAGACUCUUUCCAGUCUGGGGGAAUCUUUUCAUAUCUCGAUGAUGCUCGCCAGACUUUGACUGAGCAGCGAGCCCGCGUGGUAGAGGAUGCGGCCAAUUUUCGUGAUGGAGCUCGCCAGACUUUCAUGGAGAAGCGAGAUCGCGUGUUAGAGGAUGCGGCGAAAAUCCGUGAUGAUCUUGAUCUUGCUGUUCUCAAGGCGCAGAUUACGUCAAAGCUGUGGUGGCUAAAGGCCCAGGGCAAGUCAGAUGAGCAUGAUGAGUACGAGCGUCAGGCUCGCUCAUUCAUCAAGAAGAAGCGCCACGAGGCCCUCAAGACCAAACAGCUGCGAGAGGCCUCUGUUGGGUCAAGUAAAUGCCCUCGAACGGGAGACAGCCCAUGCCGGUGCAAGAACAAGGGACUCAGCCGGUGGAAGGUCUAG
Diaporthe amygdali is the source of this 2628-nucleotide messenger RNA. RefSeq lists its product as uncharacterized. The transcript has a single exon. Lineage: Eukaryota; Fungi; Ascomycota; Sordariomycetes; Diaporthales; Diaporthaceae. The coding region runs from base 1 to 2628 and encodes 875 amino acids. The record is from RefSeq and is a predicted model, not a curated record.